Ictalurus furcatus (blue catfish) is the source of this 2827-nucleotide messenger RNA. RefSeq names its product G protein-coupled receptor 22b (gene gpr22b). The transcript is spliced from 2 exons. The record is from RefSeq and is a predicted model, not a curated record. NCBI's taxonomy places the organism in Eukaryota, Metazoa, Chordata, Actinopteri, Siluriformes, Ictaluridae. Gene Ontology annotation, cellular component: membrane. Gene Ontology annotation, molecular function: G protein-coupled receptor activity; peptide binding. Gene Ontology annotation, biological process: G protein-coupled receptor signaling pathway. The coding region runs from base 1072 to 2388 and encodes 438 amino acids.
AGAACAGUGUGGGUUUACAGCUAGCAAUGCUUUAAAUUAAACUGUGGACACAGUGCACACACACAUACAGGCAUGCUGUAACUGUCUCUUCAGAUGAGAAACUGUGCUCCACCCCCUAGCUUUUAGCUCACCUGGCAAUUGAGCCAUACAAAAUGAAUUGAAGUUGACGGAUCCCUCUGCCAAGUGACAGGGCAACAUGAUUGAAGCUAUCAAUCAGACACCCUCUCUUUUUUUAAUGCACGCACAAAUCCACUACACGAACACACACACACACACACCAAAAGUAAUCUACUCAUCAGUUACCAGUAUAUCCUCUCAGUCCCCUUCAUCCCUGAGGAGAACUAUCCAUUUUGAUCAUGGAAUAUUAAAAUAGGAAACAGGUGUUGCAACAUCAUGUGCUCAGUAGUUCAAGCUUCAUACAGAUCACAAGCAGAUCUCUAGCACACAUCACUUAAUGCUUGGCGAGAAUUGGUAAAAAACAAAAGCAGGAGUGCUUUUCUCUUGCAGGAGACAAAAGGGUUAACUCCAUUAUAACAAACCAAUCAGGACGGAGAGUAGCACUGCAAAACCUCCGCAGUGUGAGAGUGAGGAAGAGAGAGAGAGGAAGAGAGAGAGGGAGAGAGAGAGAGAGAGAGAGAGAGAGAGAGAGAGUAGGAGUGGGGUGAGAGUGUGCAACAGCGUGCUGGGGUAGAUGAGCCAAGCUUUCACACACGCUGACACACACCACAGCGUGAAAAGCAAAGCAGAGCUAGAGAGGGCAGUGUGUGUUCAUGUAUAUACGUGUGUAAGAGAGAAGAAGAAAGAUAGAAGGCAGGGACAAGGAGUACAAGACAAGAAAGUGUGAGGACUGCCUGUAUUAGCCUGUUUAUUCUCAUUUUCUUGGCACUCUUGACUGUUUGGAUGAUGAAAGGAAUAUGAAGGUUUAAUGCUCCUCUCCGGGGCAAAUCUGGAAACCUCAGGGAAAUACCAUAGCGAAAUCCUCAAGCAACAUAAUUCCUUUUACACCACUUGGGAUUUGUAAGAUUCUUUUGAAACGGGUACCUGCUGGGACUCUCUUUACAUUAGAGGAUAAUGCACAAGCCUAUCCCUUCAGCACAGGAGGAAGAAGGCAUCAUGAGUAACGUUACAGUCUUGGACAUCACUGAGACCGUAAGCCCAGCCAUGACGGCUGACGAACCUCACCCCUACCCCCUCAGCUUUCAGGUCUCCCUAACCGGCUUCCUGAUGCUGGAGAUAGUGCUGGGCCUGAGCAGCAACCUCACUGUGCUCGUCCUGUACUGCAUGAAGUCCAACCUGGUCAACUCUGUUAGCAACCUCGUGACCAUGAACCUGCACGUACUCGAUGUGCUGGUGUGUGUGUGCUGCAUCCCGCUGACCAUCGUUGUGCUGCUUCUCUCACUACAAGGUGACACUGUGCUGGUCUGCUGCUUCCAUGAGGCCUGUGUGUCCUUCGCUAGCGUGGCUACGGCAGCAAAUGUCUUAGCCAUCACACUCGACCGCUAUGAUAUCUCUGUCAAACCAGCCAAUCGUGUGCUGACCAUGGGCCGAGCAGUGACUCUGUUGGGGGGUAUCUGGGUGCUGUCUUUUCUUAGUUUCCUGGUGCCCUUCAUUGAGGUGGGCUUCUUAGGACCAGAGCCAACCAAAGCUAACCAGACUGUUGUGGUGCAUGUUAAUGAGUACUACACAGAGUUAGGCCUGUAUUACCACCUGGUUGCACAGAUCCCUAUCUUCUGCUUCACUGCUGUGGUCAUGCUGGUCACUUACUCUAAAAUCCUGCAGGCGCUAAACAUCCGCAUCGGAACACGCUUUCACGCCUCACAGAAGAAGAAGAUGCGAUGGAAAAAGAACAUCUCACUCAUGUCAUCCUCACAACAGCAGCUGCCCGAAGUCACAGAUGGCUCUCAGGCGAGCAGUGGGAACCGUAAUGUGCCACUGGGCAUGAGAACCUCAGUGUCUGUGAUCAUUGCCCUGCGGCGAGCAGUGAAACGUCACCGCGAGCGGCGGGAGAGACAGAAGCGGGUGUUCCGCAUGUCACUCCUUAUCAUCUCCACUUUCCUUCUGUGCUGGACCCCUAUUACUGUUCUAAACAGCAUCAUCCUCAGCACAGGCCCCAGUGACCUCAAUGUGAAGCUACGUCUGGGCCUCCUGGUCAUGGCAUAUGGAACAACAGUCUUCCAUCCACUCCUCUACGCUUUCACGCGGCAGAAAUUUCAAAAGGUUCUAAAAAGUAAGAUGAAAAAGCGGGUGGUGUCCAUCAUCGAGACAGAUCCAAUGCCCACAAAUUCAGUCAUAAAAAACUCAUGGAUUGAUCCCAAGAGAAAUAAAAAAGUGACAUUCGAGGAUCAUGAAGCCAAACAAAAGUGUCUAUCAUCUGAGGAUGUUGACUAAGUACCAGUACUUGCAGGAACACCAGUACACAUUGUAGCCUCAAAAAUCUUCAUUAUGGUCAUAGUGGAAAGAAAUUGACUCAAGUGUGUGCUAUAGAUGGAACUGCAUUAGAUGUGAAUAUAUGAAUUAAUAUCAGUUUAUUACUAUUUAUAUGAACUUCAAAUUUAGUAUAAUAGUAUGACAUUCACUGUGCUGUUGAAAACUGCAUGUUUUUAUAACACUGUACAUAGAAUUCGAUAAUUGCGAUGUGUAUAUACACACAUUAAAUACUGUAUGUAUCACUAUUAGAAUACAUAGGCAACACAUACAAGUAUUUGUAAUAAAUUAGGCAAAAAUAUGUCUCUCGGGUUCAGCACAUAAAAUUACUGCACUAUCCAGCAGAAACCAGCUCACCUUUGACCCUUGCUGAAGUAGUACCACUUUUAUGGCCCAUCUUUUU